Molecule: messenger RNA, 1043 nt
Organism: Eurytemora carolleeae
Lineage: Eukaryota; Metazoa; Arthropoda; Copepoda; Calanoida; Temoridae
Product: histone H1-delta
Exons: 2
Coding region: 132-905 (257 amino acids)
Biological process (GO): chromosome condensation; nucleosome assembly; negative regulation of DNA recombination
Cellular component (GO): nucleus; nucleosome
Molecular function (GO): double-stranded DNA binding; nucleosomal DNA binding; structural constituent of chromatin
Source: RefSeq, a predicted model, not a curated record
UUUGUUGUACUGUCAUCUGUGUCACAGUUCACAGCAGCAAUUCACCGAGAUCGUUGUUAAUUAUCACGAGCAUUUUCUUCGAUAGUAUUAACUAUUAGUCAUCCCAGUCGACACUAGAUCCAGCAACCAAAAUGGGAAGGACCAUGAAGACUAGUCAAUUCUAUGUGGGUGAGAUAGGACAGGCCCGUGAGAUAUCAGCAACUCAGAAGACAGCAUCAAGAGUCUUUAUGCUGGCUAGAGCAGGAACCAAGAAGAAAGCAGCAGCACAUCCAAGAUAUGAAGAGAUGGUUCUUACUUCCAUUCGAGAACUGAAGAAUAAACGUGGUGUAUCCCGUCCUGCCAUCUUCAACUACAUCACCAUGCAGUUCGAUGUUGAUAAGUCUGCCAAUACUCGGAGACACCUGAACCUGAACCUGAAAAGGUUACUGGAUAAGGGUGAGAUAGUGAUGGCCGGGUCUACUGGGAUGAAGGGUUCGGGUUGUUACAAGCUCGCUGCUCCAGCAGGACGUCAGGACGCAAAGGCCUCUGGAGCUAAGUCCAAUGUAAAGAUGUUGACGUUGUCCAAGGAUAAGAGGAAGUCAACAAGCCUUUCCAAAGUCAAGAAGGCUUCUUUGGCUUGUCGGUUUUCCCCCAAGGGCAGAACCGACAAGAUUGUUGACAUUAAGUCUCCACCCAAGAUUGGAACCAAGAAACCAGUUGCCAAGAUGUCCGCCUCCAGCAGUGAUAAUGCUGACCAACCUACUUCCAAGAAGACCGCACCCAAGAGUAAAUCUGAUCAACCUGUUGCCAAUAAGACUCUUCCCAAGAGCAAAUCUGAUGAAGCGAUUGUCAAGAAGUCCUCGAGCACUGGUCUGAAUCAGGAUCCGAAGAUAUCCACUACUAAGCGUAGAACCCGGAGAAACUAAACCAUCAAGAAGGAGAAAUUAGAAUCGUUGCUACCAAUAUCGUUAUAUUUGGAUAGUAUGUAUUAUUAAUAUGUCAACCAGUUUUGGACCAAUAUUUUGUCUUGUAAAUUAUGCGGAAUAGAUUUUUUUCCUAUUGUA